Aspergillus nomiae NRRL 13137 is the source of this 618-nucleotide messenger RNA. RefSeq lists its product as uncharacterized. NCBI's taxonomy places the organism in Eukaryota, Fungi, Ascomycota, Eurotiomycetes, Eurotiales, Aspergillaceae. The transcript has 2 exons. The record is from RefSeq and is a predicted model, not a curated record. The coding region runs from base 1 to 618 and encodes 205 amino acids.
AUGGCCCAUGGGCUUCUGGAGGACAUCUACGAGGAACUAAACUUUGAUGCAAACCAAAUCAAGAUGAUAAAAGUUGAUCAAUCACUACCCGUAACCAUUGACAGUAAAGCAUAUGAGGAAUCUGGACUGGAAUAUAAGAGUCUGUUCAAUGCAGAUGCCGGACUGGUUGUGGUGGACAAUGCUAUCAGCCAGGAGCAUGCGAAGAGAAAAGGAACACCCAUGGAAGAUGUUGUGCCCCUAAGGCAGUGGUCCGAUGUGACAUUUCUCCUCCGGGAGAGAUUUACCAAGGGUGCUCCCGGGGGAUUGCGGCAUAUGUUUCAAAGUAUAGUCAUCAACGAACAGUCGUUGAGUACUAUGCGGCAAGCCGUUGGUGAGGCAGAUAACUUCGACGACUGGGAGAAGUAUUCGCCAAUGCAGAAGAACGGGAGAACCUUCCGGCCAGGCUCUGAUGAGUACUAUGCGCUGCUCUACUGUCCGAAUGGUCGUGGUAUUGGCUGGCUGUUGACUCAACAUAAGGCCCAACUAGGUCUUCUGACAGUUUCCUCAAUUACGGUAUUUGGAGCGGAUGGCGAAGCGAUGCUGUACUUUAAGAUUGACCCCGCUGAACAAAACGAUUAA